Messenger RNA from Leptopilina boulardi, 8555 nucleotides. Its product is annotated as tolloid-like protein 2. The transcript is spliced from 15 exons. Gene Ontology annotation, molecular function: protein binding. Gene Ontology annotation, cellular component: plasma membrane. NCBI's taxonomy places the organism in Eukaryota, Metazoa, Arthropoda, Insecta, Hymenoptera, Figitidae. The coding region runs from base 385 to 3090 and encodes 901 amino acids. The record is from RefSeq and is a predicted model, not a curated record.
GCGUGUUGGGGUGGACGGAACGUGGUACAUUUCAAAAAAAGUGCAUCUGGAAUCUGUGAUGGUGUCAUCACCGCAUUACAACUAUUAUUAUUCUGACGAGAUUUACUCGGACGGUUAAAUGAUUCUCGUGUCUUCUUUGACAAUGUAACCGUGCAAAAAAAUAGUUCAGUGCAGCAUUAUAAAAAUAUUACAGCACUUAAAAAAAAGUGCAAACUAACUUGCUCUUGUCUUGUGUGAGUGUUGUCAAGAUAUUUUAUUAUGAAAAAUAGAGUGAUAUACGAUGCGACUCUCAAAUUGAAUCAAACGGAGAUUAAAUGCUAAAUCUGAAUCUACGUCUUCAACAUUUGGACAUUUUGCGAAAAUGCAAGCGACCUUGGAUGCAGUAUGGCUUCAGUAUUCUGGCACGCCUCUGGGAGUAGUUUCGUUUCACUUGCCUCCAUCUUCCUCCUAUUACUCUGUCCGCUUGCUAUUACAGCCCACGAGAUAAUUGAGGUGCCACAACUGCAGUUCACGUCACUGCCGCCGCCACCACCACCGGGAGCUUUCACCUCUGCUAAAACAUCAAGGUGUGACCAGAGGUUCAUAAGCAUCCCCGAUGGACCGCAAAAUGGAACGUUUCAUGCACCUAAUAUGACAAUUCUCGAUGGAGAGACAAGGCAGUGUGUUUAUACAUUUUUCGCAGGACCACAGCAAAGAGUGGAACUUGUUUUUGAUACAUUUGGUCUUCGAGGCAAGCCACCAGAUUGUGUUCACGAAUACAUGGAUGUAUACACAGAAAUACGAUCGGAUAAUGCGAGUAAGCUGAUAGAUACUCCUUUCGGAGGACGAUAUUGUGGCCCAAUUCCACCCAGGAAGAGAGUUUCCCUAUACCAGGGAAUAGCACUUAGCUUCUAUACAGACAAAAAUAUAACCUUGUCUACUCUCUUUAGCGGCUGGUAUUCAUUUAUAAACGCCUCUGAAUAUGAAAUUGGAACACCUCUGCCCAGUCUACCAUGUUCUUUUAUAAUAAAUUCAACUAUAAAGCGCACUGGGAAUAUUUUGUCUCCCACGUAUCCGGGAACGUAUCCGAAAGAUCUUAUUUGUACUUAUCAGUUUAUUGGAAUACCUGGACAAAGAAUACGUUUAGAAUUUCGUGAUUUCGACCUUUUCUUUGGAGGUCUUCACUGCCCAUUUGACUAUGUAAAAGUAUAUGAUGGCUUAAAUAUUUCGUCAGCGGUGAUAGGAACCUACUGUGGACAGCAAAGAAAUUUAGUCUUGUAUUCAUCCGAAUCUGUUUUAUUUGUUGUAUUCUCAACACUCCAAAGAACAGCAAAUACACAAAAUCGAGGAUUCAAAGGGAUAUUUGAAUUUUCAGAGAGUUUUGUAAAAUUAGAUUUCAUACUUAAUUUUGAAGGGCAACACAUUAGAGGCACAGAGUGCGAUCAAAAAAUUUUAAGUAAAAAGGAAUCUUCAGGGUAUGUUGUCGGUCCCAAUUAUCCAUUUCCUUACAUUCCGAAAGUAGUUUGUCGAUAUUUCAUUUAUGGAAUGCAAGAUUUUCAACACCUCGAACGAGUGAGAUUGGAAUUUUCUAUAUUCUCCAUUCCUAUAAAGCCUUCGAAUAACACCGAAACAACAUGUACAGACGGAUAUUUAAAAAUAUAUUUAAAGGGUCAGGAAGCAACUGAUUCUUACGAUAAAUUUGACCAUGAAUUGUGUGGAAUGAAUACUAUUCCUCCAAAUGUGGUUAGCGAUGGUCCGCGACUAGUUAUGGUCUUCAGCAGCGGAGAAUUGCAAGGAAUAGGCUUUAAAGCAAAAUACACAUUUGAAACGGAGUACAAGAUACCUGGUACUGCAGAGCCUGACGGCAGUUGUACAUUUACGUAUCGCAGUUCCUCACGUAAAAAGGGAGAAUUCAAUUCUCCACGUUAUCCUAGUAAUUAUCCAAGCGACACAAACUGUACUUAUAAUUUCUUAGCAACUCCUAACGAACAAGUGACGUUAAUUUUCGAUCAUUUCAAAGUGAAAACGAAAAAUGCCAACAUAACUGUCGGACAUUAUGGACUUGACCUUUGCCAAGACGAUUGGGUAGAGGUUUAUAACAUGUAUCAAGAUAAUACCGAAAAAUUAAUAGGAAGGUAUUGUGAAAUGACAGCACCAGGACCUGUGGAAUCAAAUCUUGGUGCACGGGGAUUAAAAGUAAUUCUCCACUCCGAUUCUGAACUCGUGUACAGCGGCUUUAAAGCACGAUAUAUUUUUGAAAAUACCAAAUCGAUUUUUGGAGAUUGUGGAACAAAUAUCAGUAGUUUGGAUUAUGGAGUAAUUACGAGUCCCAAUUUUCCAAAUAACUAUGAUGGUCCUGCAAAAAAUCUAGCUAGUAAAACAUGUAAUUGGUUCAUAAGUGUGAAACCAAAUCAUCAAAUACUUUUGAAUUUUGAGCUUUUCUCUGUGGAAGGAGACCAAAUAAACCGAGGUUGUCCAGCUGCUGUGUUACGUAUGUGGUUUUCGAUUUUGAAUUCACCACUCGAAUUAUGUGGUGUUAAGAAUCCUGAGGAACAUUGGUUUUAUCUCUCGGAAAACAACAAUAUGCGUUUAAGUUUCAUAGCGGCAGCGAAAGCAGUUGGCCAGACUGGAUUUCGAGCAGUGUGGACGGAAGUGAUAACGGACACCGAUUGCCAACACCAAUUCCUUUGCAGUAAAAACAAAUACUGCAUUUCCUCAUCCUUACGAUGCAAUGGCAUUGAUAAUUGUGGACCAGAUGACCUGUCGGACGAAGAAAACUGUCGUGUGGAGGUUCCCGAAGAUAACUACGCGGUUCCAGCGAGCUGUGCUGUCAUUGCCGUCCUCAUAGCUCUAAUACUCUGCUUUCUGUGUCAUCGAAAGUUGAAGAGACGCGUUCCAGAAGUACCCAUCGACGAUUUGCAACAACGUGUCGAGGAUCGACAUCACUGUUAUCAUCAUCAUCAUCACAAUCUCUUGCACCAUUAUCAGACUCAGAGCCACAGUCACAAUUUUAAUCAGUACCAAAUUCAGGAGCCGAGCCCACCCAGCGAGAGCGAAGGGGAACAAGAGCAUGUGUGCGGCGACGAUGCGAGUAGUCCCGACAGCGUGUGACCGUGGAUGCUUGCAACGUGGUAUAAAACGCUACGACCCUCGCACUCUCCCACGUUGCUUCCUGGACUACUUCUUCUUUGCAAUUUGUUAUUGUUGUUAUUUUUAUCGCUGCCUAACGGAGGCAGUUUAUUUACCGUCCCCAACAUCCAUCGUCAUAUUCGUCAACGAACUAUACCCGAAAUCAAUUAAUAAAUGCAAAAUUUAUAGUAUACGUAUAUCAAAUUUUAUUUUAUAUUAAUUAUUGUAAUUAUAUUAUUUUCCCAUGUGUGGCUCAUUCAUAUUAAACUACGUUAUCGAUUUACAGUGUAGAAUUUUAGUUAUAUUUAAGGGACGUUUCACGUGAGAUUUUCAUUCAAAGUUUAUUUUUUACUGGAACAUUUUUUUCGAAAUCUUUAUGAAUAUGUUUUUCUCUGUCGUAGUAACAGCUAAAAAAUAAUAUUAUCUAUAUAUGAAAUUUGUUCGAUUUUUCUUCAAUAUUUUAAAUACUCUCUAAAUCUGAAUUAGUAAAAGUGUUUAACAAUUUCAAUUAGUGACUCACUUUUUGCUUUAAAAUUAGUAAAAUUUUACUAAUUAUUAGUAACUUUUAGUAACAAUUAGUAAAAUUUAACUAAUUCUAAAGCAAAAAGUGAGUCACUAAUUUAAAUUAGUAAACAUUUUUACUAAUUCAGAUUUAGAGAGUAUAUUGAUUGAUUUUUGAAAUUUUUUUUAAUCCAGUCUCCGAUAAAUAAAGAACUUUUUCCCAUACAUACGAAAAAGGAAAAAGUUCCUUAUUUAUCAGAAACUGGAUUUUAAAAAGCUUUCAAACAUCGAUAAUAUCGGUUCCCAAAUAGCAUGUAACCUUGCCAUGCAAUAUUGACAACCUUGCACGGCAAACUUGCCGCAAGCUUCAAAUGUGUCACCUGACCCUAGCUUGCAUGGUAAGCUUACCGAAAGAUUGCAGUGUAAGGAUACUGCAAGAUUUCUCAGUAAGCUUGCACGGUAAGCUUGUAGCAAGGUUGAUGCAAGGUUUCCAAAUAACCUUGCUUUAAAUCUAAAAAAUUUUUUUUUAAUUUUUCGUCAAAUUUAUAUAAUUUUAUUAUUUAAAUUAGACGAAACAUUUUUUUUUAAAAUUUUUUAGGUUUAAAGCAAGGUUAUUUGGCAACCGUGCAUCAACCUUGCUACAAGCUUACCGUGCAAACUUACUGAGCAAUCUUGCGAUAAUCAAUGUGAGUUGAAAGUAAAUCUUAAGAAAUCGAGAAGUUGACAAAACGUAGUUUAUGAAUGAGCCCCGAGUUUAAGUAAAAUCAAGUAAAAUUUUUUUUUAAAUGAGCUUUUCUUUCUGAUUCCAAUAGUGUAGAUUUCCAUGAGUAUUUUGCAAUAAGAAAAAAUGAAAUUUUUUUUCAGACCACAGUAUUGAAUCUUUGUCUACAUAAACUUUAAAAAAGCUUUUAAAUUUCAGAAAAAGAACAUAAGUAAAUACCCUUAUUUCCUUCAUUUGGUCAAUUACAAGAUGAAUUUUAUUAAAAAUGGCUUCACGGGUAUUUUUGGUUCAUUUAAUUAUUUAAUAUUUAUAAAUAAUGUAAUAUACUCAGGGAGCUUAACAGUAUUGGAAUUUAAUAAGCAAAUUUUAAAUAUCUUGGAAUUUAUUUUUAUUAUUUUGUAUUGGAAUUCUUUAUGUUUUUCUUUACAUAAAAUAAUUUGAAUUAAUAUAUCAUUGUAAUGAUUCUGUAAUUAUAAUAUUCUAAAGUUAACAAUUGGGAUAAACCGAAUAAAUUAAAAGUCAUUUUAUUUAAAUAAUUGAAAUAAAGCGUGGGCUGGUGUUUUGAUACUGUUUAUGUGAUAAAAAGAUAAAAAUAUAUACGUAUAUUAUAGUGAAUAAAAUUCAUUUUUUUACCAUUAUAACAAAAUUGCAAAUAUAGAAGUGAUCGUAAACUUCUAAUACAUAUUUAAAUAUUGAACUUGAAGAGUAAAUAAAAUUAUAUAUAUAUUUAUUCAAAAACUUUCUUAAGUUAUUAUUAAAAUUAACAAUUAUUUUUUAUUUAAAAGAUUUGAAGCAUUAUGAAUAUUGUUUAAUAAUAAUAUUUUUUACACAACAUUGAGAAAUAAUAAUAUUAUUCUUCCUAAAGAAAUACUUCCGAGAUCCUAUAAUAAUUUACAUCUUUUUAAUGUCAUUUUUAAAUAGCCACGAAGAGAGUGAGAGAGAGAGAGAGAGAGAGAGAGAAAACUUUUUAAUAUAAAUUCAAAGUACAUUCUUUACUAACUUGCUUUUUAAUUUCUAUAAAGCCGGCAAAAAGUUUCAAUCUGAACUGUGUGCAUGAAUUUCAAUAUAUAACAGUCGAUCGCUACAAUGUGCUAUGUAUGUUACAUUUGACUAAAUUGCCUUACAUGAAAAACGUACCUUGAAAUUGUACGAUUAUGUUUCUAAUGCAAGCAAAGUAAAUGGGACUACUGGCACUAUAUACAGGUAUACCUGACUUUGAAGCUGAAAACGAAUAUUCGCUUUAAUUUACAGUGAUAAUUGUAUUUGUAUAAUUUAAAAUAUAGAAUUUAAAUAAAUAAUAUUUAAAUUAAUAAUAAUAAUAAUAAUUUGAAAAAUAAUUUUUUAAAUCAUUACAAAAAAAUUUUGGAAAGUUUAUUAAGAAAAAAUUGAAGACAUAACUUUGAACCAUUAAAAAUUUCUGAGAUUAAAGCAGUUCAACCCCUUGACAUAACCUCAAACUAAAAAUUGGUUUUAUUACCAAAUAGAACUAUAUUCAGAAAAAAUUUGUUUGAAUCAAUCUAAUAAAUGUAUACCUAUACAGUUAACCAAACUUUUGGUUGAAUCAACCACUUAAAAUCAACUCUUCAGUUUGAGGUUAUGUAAAUGGGUUGAACAUAACCUAAAAAUCAUGACAACUUAUCUUAAUGAUUAAAAUAUAUCGAAACUAAACUAUGAAAUUAAAAAGUUAUUUUAUAAAUAUCGAUAAUAUUUUAAAAAUUGGACAUUUUUUUGCGAAGAACAACAAAAAUCAAAGCGAAUAAUUGAUUUUGUAGUACAAGCUCAGUAUAUCUGCCAUUGUUUCCUACCGAAACGGCUCCUUGGAAGCUCACUGAAAACGCAUUCAAGUAAUAAGUUUUCAGGAAGUUUUCAGUGAGCUUCUAGAGAAUUAUUUCUAUCGGUAGGGUUUUGUAAAAGGUGAAUUUUUAGUAAAUUUCACGUACACUGAUAAAGAAAAGACUCAGUGUACAUAAUACGUAUUUGUAUAAUCUAAGACAAUUAACGAAUACUGGAAAGAAAAUAAUAUACGCUUAUAAAUUUGUAUAAAAUUUUAAAUUCGUGUUACUCUAAAGUCGCAGCUCAGUGUAACGUCACUUGAAUAUAUUGUAAAGGCCAAAAAUGACUCAAUCGAUGGGUUUAUACGCUACAUACCUACUCUAAAAUAAAUAGCGCUGUUUCGAUUCAACUUUAAAUUUUAACAAAUGUAUUUAGUAUACGCAAUUAACAAAAAUUUUACAUUCAAAUUUAUUUUUUUAACAAUUUUUUUUUUUAUUACAAAAUCUUAUAUCUCAGAAUUUUUAUAGUUUUUUUUCGUUAUUAUAAAACUCAUUUUUGUAAAAGAUCAAUGUUUAUUUAAUAGGGUUAUCUUCAAGUUUCUCAAAGAAUACAUUUUUUACAAAUUAACACUCAAAAUAUUAAAAGAAAAAAAAAAUUUUUAAGAGUUUUUCUUUAUGCAUGUGCAUACGCAGCAAAAUUUCUCAACUUUUCCUACAAUAAAUUAUAUAAAAACAAAUUUGGAUCGGCCUGAUCUGGAAACUUUUUUUUUGAGGUGGGAGAGUUACAGUUGAGGAAUUUUGACCCAUACACAUACAUAUAUUAUAUAUAAAUUGUUAUCAUUACAUUUAUAGAUAUACAUAUUGUACAUAAUUAGUUUAAUAAAUUACACUUGCCUGCAUGUGAAUAGUUUGAGACAUUUUUCAUAAUGAAAAAUCUUUUGGGGAAAUUAUAAUAUCGCAUUCCAUUCAGAGAAAAAAAGUUGAAAUUUGCAGGCCAGUGUUAUAUCUUUAUAUAUCCAGCUUUUGUUAGAACUGCAACGAAAACAUCUAAAAAAAAGUUUAAAAAACUACAUGUUUCCUUAUUUUUCAUUUGGAUCUCUCUAAAUCUAAAUUCGUAAAAGUGAGCUACUACUUUAAAUUAGAGGCAUUUUACGUGUAAUGCCUUGAGUUAAAAAAUUGAUUUCUCGAAAAAAAGUGAAACUUAGGGAAAUUGUUGUCCUAUUUGAUAGUAAAAUAAACCCAAAAAAAUUUUUUACUUUUUUGAAAUUUUGGGGAAGAUAGAGGCGGGUCAAUUUUAUCAGUUUUCCCUGACACUGCCUACUAUUUGAAUUUUUUCUGUCUAUAAAUGCAAUAAAAAAAAUUUUGGCAGGUGUGUUUUUUGAAGGUUUUUUUUUCACUAAAAUCGAUGUGAUUUUUUUUUAAAUAAAUAAUUGCAAACGUAAGCUGAGGUUUUUCCAAUAUGUAUAUAAAUUUUCAGAAUGCCGAUUUUUUUUGUUUUCGAUAUAUUAAAUGUCAAAGAUUUUAUGUCCGCGCCCCAACUGGGAUUUCCUAAAGUGAAGUUUAUUCGAAAUUACUGUUACAUAUCAGUAAAAAUUAAAAAACAUCAAUAUUUUUUAAACAAUUAGUAUUACAAACAAAUUUAGUUACAGUAGAAACUUAUAUUUCAUGACAUAAAUAAAUAAAUUACAAAAAAUUGGUUAAAAGUUUAAUAAUUUUUAACUACAAUUUUUAAAAUAAUUUAUUCAACUAAAUUAUUAUUUAUUUAUAUAAAUUUUAUUAUUAUACUAUACAUUAAAAGUAUACCAUUAAUUAAUUGCAAUUUUUAUUAAUCUACCCCGUCAUCUAAUUACUGUAUGAUAUUUACUUUCAAUUUCUCAUAUGCGUUAGUUAGCGUAGUUGGUUAAAGCGUUAGGUUGUAGGUUCGAAUCCCGUUGGGUGUUAGAGAAUUUAUUUCAUAAGUUUGCGUUAAUUGUAAGGUACAUCUAUUAAAUAUGACAAAUUCGAAAAAUAUGCGAUUCAUGUACCUUAAUAACCUAUUUUUUAUAAAUAUUAUAUCCACUUAUCUAACACUCAGAAUAUUUGGGCAUAAAUGGGGUCACUUUAAGAAUUUUCUGGGAUUUGUAUGAACAUUAAAAAAAUCUGAAAAUCUACAUUUAUUGCGCCGUAAUAAUAAAUAUUUAUUUUAGUUGAAAAUUAUAUAUAUGCAUUAUUUUAACAAUUAGAAUAUUUAGCUAUAAAUAGGCUAAAUUUAGAAUUUUCCAACCUUGGUAAUUGAUUGGAAUCAUCGUUACAAGCCAAGUUUGGGCGUUCUUUGGGAAGGCCCAUUUUGGACAUUGGGAAACCCAAUCUGGGACAGAUUGGCGCCCAGUCAACUUUUCCACACGGAUAGUAGCUCACUUUUCACUAAUUCAAAGUUAGAGGGGAAUUAAAAAAAAUUGUUUGGAUAAAACAUA